AUGCCGGGCGGGACGGCUAUCGAUAACGAGUCGGAGCCGGAAGGAGGGGAGCUUGCCCCCAUCCAUGUGACGUCGGCGCCAGCACUGGCCAGCAGCAGCACAGCUGCAAGAGGCAGUUCACUGCUGAGCUCUCCACCAAUGGCCGCGCGCCUGAAUAUCCGGCGGCUAGGGCGACGCUCAGCCUCGCUCCUUCCCCGGCCGCCCUCUCGUCCCUUCCCUUGGAUUACUUCUCCUUCCCUGGAACCCUGCCCGAGCUUAGCUUCUUCUUCCUCCUGCGCUCCGCUUCCCUCGCAUCGCAUCGCAGACUCGCCUCGUCAGAGCAUGCUUCACGGCUCACCUGCUCUCUCUGGCCGUGCACAAUUGAGACGUCCUGCGUGCUGCUCCUUCUCCGUGUCGGAUGCCAACAACGAGGUUGUCUGUCCGCUGACCAACAACGAUGGCUCCAAUUGUCGCAAGCGAUGUCUGGGAGAGAAGCGCUUUCGCUCCAUGCAGGAGCACAUCCGGCGCGCUCACCCCAGCCACUACAUCCCCAAGCUCCCUGCCACCGAGGAGAGCUUCCUGCUGAUGGUCAACACCCCGCUGGACCAGCGCGCGCAUUUGAAUCCGCAGGCGCCGCCCUCCACCCAGCCCAAGAAGCAACAACCUGCCGUCUCCGACCGGGACAUCUACGUCGCUGACGCCAGCUCUCCUGUCACCUCGCGCACCAUCGACGACGCCCACCCGGCAGCGGCCACCGCCGCCGUCGCCCUCGCCCAAUUGCACCACAAUCGCCUGGCCUCGGAUUGGGAGGACACUCAUUCGGACAACGAUAUCGGCCGAGAUCGCAUGCGAUCGUCGAUUGAACUCCCUCCGCUGCGUGAUCAUUUCAAGCAGGAGUCGUUACCCCCGUUUCAGCCGUCCCGUCCUCGCGAGCUGUUGCCUUCCAUUCUACACUCUCCUCCCGGCCGGUCGUCGACACUGCCGCCCAUCCAGCGCAGAGACCGAAUUCAGAGGCCGCGCAAGUCUUCCAUCACGAAGGAUCCCCGCCGUCCCAAGCACGAGCGCACGCGAUCCAAAGAAUAUGGGCGACGACCCAGUCUCGGCGAUCGGAAGGCGCUCUCUGCGGAACCGCAGACCGCGGCAUGGGCCCAGGGCAAGCGAUGGGAAGACCUGAUCGAAGCCGCCACGUCGGCUACCGAAGCGGACGAUGACCGUGAUUUGACGCCG
Rasamsonia emersonii CBS 393.64 is the source of this 1206-nucleotide messenger RNA. RefSeq lists its product as uncharacterized. The annotation marks the transcript as partial. Lineage: Eukaryota; Fungi; Ascomycota; Eurotiomycetes; Eurotiales; Trichocomaceae. The transcript has 6 exons. The record is from RefSeq and is a predicted model, not a curated record.